This is a messenger RNA of Coturnix japonica (Japanese quail), 3447 nucleotides long. The record is from RefSeq and is a predicted model, not a curated record. Lineage: Eukaryota; Metazoa; Chordata; Aves; Galliformes; Phasianidae.
GUGGAGCCGUGCGGAGGGUCCCGUCCCGCCCCCUGCGGGCAGCGCGGCCUGAGGCCGAGGGCGCGGCCCAACCGCCGGCGGCGCUCGGGGGGCGGCGGCCGCUGCAGCGGGAGCGCUCCUUUGGAGAUGUAACGUCUGCUGAACUACAGAGAAACGAUGAGAAGUGUGCUGCAGUAGUUCUCGAGGUCUGCGCUCCUCUGCUCCAGAGGCAGAAACUCGUGUGGUUCCUGUGCGGAAAAGCCAUCGGUGAGGACGCUAUGAAGUCUAUGAAGUAGAUCAGACGUGAGGGACCUUGAAAUGAAGGGAAACAGUCUGCUGCUGUAGCCAGCAACUUUCUCUUGAGUGGAAGGCACAACAGCUUGGUAAAAGACACUAUAAGCUGGCAGGAUGAGUUCCAGCUCACCCUCUGCACAUGACUUAUACCACAGCAGCACUACAACAACUAAACCAGAUGCAGGGACAACUCUGGAUGCAACUGUACCAGAAACAGCUACUGCGAGCCCUGAGACUACGAGCUUCAACAGCACCAAAAUCCCAGACGUGGCCAGCAAUGGGCCCGGCAUGAGCACCAUGCUGCUGUCCUUCGGGAUCAUUACUGUGAUUGGGCUGGCUGUAGCUAUGGUUCUGUAUAUCAGGAAGAGGAAGAGGUUGGAGAAGCUACGGCACCAGCUCAUGCCAAUGUACAACUUUGAUCCCACUGAAGAACAGGAUGAACUGGAGCAGGAGCUCCUUGAACAUGGGCGAGAUGCAGCAUCUUCCCAGGCAUCACAGAGCAAGUUCCAGAAGCAGGAAUUCUCCCCAACAGGCCUCAGUUUUCACAUGUUUGACACUUUCAGAUUCUGCUGACGAGUCAAGGAACCCUCCAAAGACCCAGCCGUCUUGUGUUCACAGACGUUGCCAAUGCCAUCAAUGCAUGAACAGCACCUGCCCCUGCUCUGGGAUUGUGCCGAGAUUGGGGACGAUGGAGCCACCAAACCAGAGACUUCUCACAAGUGUGGCUGAGUCACAGAGCCCAGCUGGUCACGCUGCUGGGUUGUGUUGCAGAUGGGCACACGCACUGGGAAUAGACACCACUUGGGAAGGAAACCCUUUGUGAUGGCAGUAGCAGUUUUUGGUGUGUCCAUUACUACUACAAGGUCCUGAGCUGCUGUGCUGCUCCAGGUUCCGGGCUGGUGCUGACUGACACCAUCUACCAAGCUGUGUGCUUAGAAAUAGUGCUCACUGUUGUAGAUUAACUUACCCGAGCACAUCUGUGUGCUCUCUGGAUCAAGGCAAGAGGAGACAUGCAUGUUCCAGACAGCUUACCUGUUGGCUUUGUGCCACCAGUUCCCAACGAGAGCAGUGAAUGAGUCUCUGUGCAGCGACCACAGCAUUGGCAGAUGCUAGAAGGGUGACUGGUGACAGAGCCUUCUUCAGCUGGGGAAACUGGUGGUUUUAGCUGAGUGGUAAAUCAGAGGCACACAGGGGAAAACACAUACCGUGGGCUUUUCCCUUUGUGGCUUGUGUGAUGCUGAUGAAUGCAUGCCUGGGCUGGUACUGCAGCAUGGGAAAUUCACUAGUUCUAAAAUGUGAAAUGGUGAACAUCUGGUUGGUAACACCCUAACUGAGGAAGUGGCCAAAUAUCCCAAAUUAAGGCUGCUUUGUAGAAAGAGGAGGAUCCACAGGGCUGGCAGCAGGGCUGCCAUGUCUGGCUAUGUGACUCCCUACUGCUGACCUAGGAAUGGUGGUGCCUGCACCAGAGAGAGGAGUCAAGCAGAACUGGGGCUCUGGUACCACAUCUCCUGCCUGCUUCAGCUCAGGGAAGUUUUACUCAGCAGAGAGAAUAUUAAGCCUUGAACUUUUGAAUGAGGAAAAAUGGGUCUUGGCUCUAUGUUACAGUGUCUGGCCAGAGGUGGCUGAACAUCUGGUUACUUCCUUACCUGAUAGACCUGCAGAGUAUUCUCCCUGCUGAUGUUACUUGCUAAUGCAGAAGGUGUGUCAUGGCAGGUAAGCCAGUAGCUCUCCUGUAAGCCCAAAGCAACUCUCAGCCAGUGUUCCCUUCAGGUCUGUGGGAGGGGAUGCACAGGGGACUCUGGUUAUCUUGGUGUGCAGCGUGAGCACUGUUCUCUGCAACCUUUUUGGUGGCCACCAGCCCACGAUGCUGCUGGCCAGCACAGGGACUAGGAAAUGUUAGCCUGGUCUGUGCUGUGCUCUCACAAUGCAAACACAGAGCAUGGCAGAAAGGGCUGCUCGAGGGUCCGGUACAGCCAUGGGCAGAUGCCACAUCCUCCUAUUCCAUCCACAGUGCUAAUUAACAGGGAAUCAGGGCCAGCCAAAAUUUGGAUGCAGAUCUACAGGUGAGCUGUUUGUAAGGAGGGGUUUCACCAGUGGCAAUUCAGGUAACAGAUGCUUUGUUGCAAUUUUGGGCCUCCAGGUUAGUUUUUGCUCUCCUAAGUGUUGUGUUUUGCUCCCCACCGUGAUUUUUCUUCUUUCAAACCCUUUUCUGGGCACAUGCCACUGACCCCUGCAGGGCACAGCUCAGCAGCCCUGCCUUCUUCAUUGACCCAGCUUCUCUCUUGACAUUUUUGCAGGACUAAGUUGCUUUAAUUUUUCAGUCUCUCUUCCUUUUCUGAAAGGGAAGUAUAGAAGUGUCAGCACCUGUAGAAAAUUGUCUGUCCUCAACACCUGGCAAGGUAUGGCGGGAGGCAUUCCCAGGCUGCCGGUGUUGGCACUAGGGGGAGACCAUUGCAAGGAGGACAUGGGCAGAGAUAGUCCAUGUAAUCUAAGUUUGGAGGCCACUGUCUUUGGGUCUUAGGUGAGCAGCUAAAAAAGCAGCCACGUUCCGCAGCCCUCCUCCUCCAAGUGCUCACUGAGAACAACCAGCUGCAGAGACUUCAGAUUCCUCUCUUCAUCAUUAGGUACCCAUUGCCUGUCACACUCCUGUGCUCUGCUGCAAGUCAGGGACACAAGUGGUGGCAGUGGUGCAUGGCUGUCCCAACCUGCCAGCAUUCAAUCCCUCUAAUUCUGAGACGAAGCUUGUGUUGUUGUCAUCAUACACUCCACAAAAGGCAACCUAUGCCGGGCUGUCUCCUCAGACCACUGUGCAGUUCUGAGCAGCUCAUGUGCCAGCUGCAAUACAAAACCACACACCUCGUUCUGUGUCAGUGCUGAGAUAAACCUCGUACAACAAACACUCCUGCAGAGGAAUUCCCUUCAACUCUUCUUCCUGCAGCAGUAGGUUUUGUCCUGUAACGACUGCUCUUGGGUUAAAGAAGUAUGGGAAAUAAGACUAAAAGAAUAUUGUGGGUAUUUGCUGGGCUUGUACUGGAGUAUUCUUGUAGUUCAGUAGCACCUUCGCUCACAGUCCUUGGAAGUAUAUGUGCAGCCUAGCAAAAGCAUUCUGAUGUCAUUGAAUUCAAGUGUUCUGUGUUUUAAGCAUUGAAAUAUAAAGAAAGAAUUUACACGAAA